CACCGCAGCCGCCGCGUCUAUAAUUUUUUCUCCCGUCGCCGAUGCCGCCGCAACAGCGUUCGAUUAUAUUUUACUCGUCCGUCUUCUCGACUAUAAUAUAUACGUCUUAAACGCUCGUCGUCGUCAUUAUUAUUUGGUCGAGUCUACCUCAGCUGUCGUCGUCGUCCGCGAUUUAUAUCAUAUUUUUCAGUAUUUCGUUUAAUUUUUUCACUGACCGAUCGUCGUAUUCAUCGUCGUUUUCCUACGUCAUAAUAAUAAUAUUAAUAUUAUUAUCGUUCGACCGUCGUAUUAUUUCCAUGCCAUGCAGGCAGGACUUGUAUCGCCUUCGCCUUCGCCGCUAUCGUCGUCCACAAAAAGCCGUAUUAGUGACUAAUUAUUAUUUACUAGGAUAACGUAGUGUUGUUAAAGUUUACGUCAAAGUUGAUUCUGUAUAGUUAUUGUUUCGUCCAAUCGGCGCACCAGUCACCACUCGGUUACGUGAUACGCUACGAGCAUGAUGAAUCGCAUUAUUUUGGCGUCGUUCCUCUUAGCUGGUGUGGCCAGGUGUUACGAUUACGAUGAAGUAUUGCGGUUGUCACUCAUGUUCUACGAAGCACAGAGGUCGGGUCACCUGCCUGUCAACAACCGCAUCCCGUGGCGGGCUGACUCUGCGACCACAGACAAAGGGCAAAAUGGUGAAGACCUAUCCGGAGGAUAUUAUGACGCUGGCGAUUUCGUAAAAUUUGGCUUCACGAUGGCAAGCACUACGACCAUUUUGGCAUGGGGAUACUUGAGUUAUAAAGACGCGUACGAGGAAGUUAACGAAUGGGAAAACGCAUUGGGCUCGAUACGCUGGGCCGCGGAGUACUUUAUCAAGUGUCACGUUAGCGACUACGAGUUUUACGGACAGGUCGGUGACUUCAGUCUGGACCAAGGUUUCUGGGGUCGGCCCGAAGACAUGAACAUGUCUAGGCCGGCGUACAAAAUCGACAAAAAUCGACCAGGUUCCGAUUUGGCCGGUGAGACGUCCGCCGCUCUCUCCGCCGUGUCGAUAGUGUUCACCAAAAUCGAUUCCAAUUUUUCGGCCAGUUGCUUGAGUCACGCCAAGCAACUGUACAUGUUCGCCACCCAGUACAGAGGACUGUACCACGACGCCAUCAAAGGAGCGGCGCAAUAUUACGAAUCGACAGAUUACGGUGACGAAUUGACCUGGGCUGCGGCUUGGCUGUACAAGGCCACAAAGGAGUCACAGUAUUUGGACGACGCCGAGUACAUGUACAUGAAGUACAGACUUAAAGAACGGCCGAACGAAUUUUACUACAACAAAAAAGUCGCUGGUGUACAGGCCCUUCUUGCCGAACUAACUAAUCAAUCUGAGUAUACCGAAGCAAUUCAAAAUUUCUGCGACUACAAUUUGUACGUUCAAAAGAAAACACCAAAAGGACUGUUGUACAUCGAAAAAUCCGGUACACUGUGUCACGCAGCGAACAUUGUGUUCUUGUGCUUGCAGGCUGCUGAUAUCGGCAUAAUGUCAACGCAAUACCGAACAUUUGCCAAAGAUCAGAUAGAUUACAUACUGGGAGACGGAGGACAGAGCUACGUAGUAGGAUUUGGUAAAAACUACCCAUUACAACCACAUCACGCAGCGAGCUCUUGUCUGGACCGCCCGGCUCCUUGCGAUUGGGAAGCGUACCGGAGCGCCAAGCCCAAUCCACAGGUGCUGUACGGCGCGCUGGUCAGCGGACCCGACGAGAACGACAACUAUAAGGACCUGAGGGAGGAGUACAUCUACAACGAGGUGACUUUGGACUACAACGCCGGCUUCCAGUCGGCUGUCGCCGGGCUCAAGCACCUGGAACUCCAGACCAGCCGGCACAAGGCCAUGAUGGCCGCAAACGGUCUGCAGCUGUCGUCCAACGCGACGGACGCGUAAUCGUUGUCCCGGACUACCACCGACCGCGUCGGAAAACUCCACCGCAUUUUACUUCUGUUUCAUAAAAUUAAAAUAAAAAAAAAUAUACGUGUUUUCUUUGACCCGGAGACGACGAGCCCCCCCGGACCACGAUCGAAAACCACCGCGCGGUUGCGCCACCCUCAUUGCAUUCAUCGCGAUGACAUUCAAAAUAUUGUUAUUAGGUACCUUAUAAACCUACAAUCAUUGAUUAUGCUGAGUCGCUGAAUAUACGCGCGUGAGCAUGAUACAGGGGGGAGGGGGGAGCAAAAGCGGAUUUUGAUUUCGCGCCUUCUCUUUUUCGAGGCCUAUAACGAGUUGAGUGUGUGUGUUGAAGAGGGUGGGAAAGGGUGUCAAUGUCCGUCCGAUCGAUUUUCGUCGUACCACACUUUCGACUACAAUAAUAUAAUAUCGAAUCGUGGUAAAAAAAAGUCCUGGUAAAAAAGUCCGAGGAAAAAAAUUCUGGUAUAAUAUAUAUAUAAAAUAUUUAAAAUAAUUAAUUUAAAAAAAAAGUUUAAUGAUUAUAAUUACUAUUAGUAUCAUUAUUCAUUACCUAUACUAAUGUUAUAAAAAAAUCGAAAUUAUUUUUCAUACAAAGAAAUAUACAUAAUAUAAUAUUCUAAUGAUUUCUCAGUUUAAUAAAGUAUUGACAAUCGUCAUAUUAUAAAGAACAAAAUAUUUUUAAAAAAAAAUUCAAUAAUUAUAAUGUUUAUUUAUGUCUUGUUCUUAUAUUACGAUUUUUCAGUUUUAUUAAGUACCGUCAUAUAAAAAUAUAUAUGGGCACCACAUCGUAUUUUUCCUUUUACCUAAUUAUGUGUCUUUUUCGCCACGAACUUUUUAUGCUUCAGACUUUUUCCAUAGGACUUUUUUACCUCGGACUUUUUGGUACAAUUAACGAUAUGUCGAAUUUAAAUGUUGACGAUCUCGAAUAUUCGAACUUUGUUUUUGUAACUGUUCGAGAUCAAACUGGAACUUUUUGAAUAUUUUUAACUUUCAAACUUAAAUCAGACAACAACAUGAUUAUAAAAUCGGGAAAUCUGACAAGGAAUAUUAUACGGAAAACAAAAAUAUAGUAUUAUUGGGUAAUGAUAUUUUUAUACUUUUUAAAAUAUAAAUUAUAUUCAUAAUAGUAUUGAUGUCGCAUUUGAUAUUCCUCGAAGCGUUUGAAAUGUUCGAGUUUGAAGUAAAUAUUCGAUUUCAUAAAUUAAUUUCCAACAAAAUUCGAACCGUUCUAGUAUCUCGAAGCAGGGUGUUCAAAAGUUCGGUAUGCGCUCACGACCCAUCCCCAAUCAUAAUAUUAUUACUGUUUUUGCAGACGACCACCACGGUAUCGGUCGUGGACGGCCAACAAUUCCAUUUCGUCAAAGGUCUAAUGCUAUUUGUACGUUUAAAGGUCUAUGGUUGUGAGUAGUAAAAAAUAGGUACUUUAUUAUUAUAAUAAUAUUAUAACCUCGGAGUAUAUAAUAUAGGUACCAUGAUAUAUGAAACGCAUCGCCGGCGCCAAAGUUUCUGGAAUUUCGGUGUGUUUUUGCGAUAUAAGGUAUCGAUGACCCUGGAAUUACGCGUGUACUGGGGGGGGGGGGGGGGGGGCACAGAGUAUAAUAUAAUAUUUUGGCUGAUACACUGAGGUGGAUAUUGCGUUUCGCAUUAACGAUUUCGGGGAAACAUAGAUACCACCCGGACUCAUUGUUUCGACACGAUUUUGUUUGUCCCAACUUAAUGAUAUUACAUUACUAUAAUAUUAUUAUGAUCCAAGUCUUCGGUGAUUUCAAAACAUGUCAGAUCAUUUUUAUUUUGUGUUAUUUAUUUAUGUGUUGUAGUAAAACUUUAGACAAUUGCGAAAUAUAUUAUAUCAUAUAUUAUUGUUCUUGA
This is a messenger RNA of Metopolophium dirhodum (rose-grain aphid), 3802 nucleotides long. RefSeq names its product endoglucanase A-like. NCBI's taxonomy places the organism in Eukaryota, Metazoa, Arthropoda, Insecta, Hemiptera, Aphididae. Gene Ontology annotation, biological process: carbohydrate metabolic process. The transcript is spliced from 9 exons. Bases 494 to 1912 code for a protein of 472 amino acids. The record is from RefSeq and is a predicted model, not a curated record. Gene Ontology annotation, molecular function: hydrolase activity, hydrolyzing O-glycosyl compounds.